Molecule: messenger RNA, 2929 nt
Organism: Oryza brachyantha (malo sina)
Lineage: Eukaryota; Viridiplantae; Streptophyta; Magnoliopsida; Poales; Poaceae
Exons: 6
Coding region: 1-2709 (902 amino acids)
Biological process (GO): SCF-dependent proteasomal ubiquitin-dependent protein catabolic process
Cellular component (GO): SCF ubiquitin ligase complex
Source: RefSeq, a predicted model, not a curated record
AUGCCUCGCCUCCGCUCGGGCGCCGACACCGGGAGCCCGCCCGCGGCGGUCCCACCGUCGCCGCCGCCGCCGGAGACGGCGGGCGGGUCGUCGUCGGGGACCCCGGGGCCGUCGCCGUCCACCUCCGUCUCGCUCGGCCUCGGCCAGGGCCCCGCCCCCGACGGAUCCCUCAAGUCGCCCGUCGCGGCGCCGCGCCGCCGCAGCCUGCGCCUCGCCGGGGCGGCGCCCGGCGUCGCGAGCCCGACCACCCCGACGUCCGCUCCCCCGGGGCCGGGUGGCGCUUCCCAUGGCUCCGAUUCCGGGUCGUCCGGGAAGAGGAAGGAAAGCCCCCGGCCUGCUUCCGCCCCUGUUGCUGCUCCGACCAGCGGUGGUGAGUUGGGGAGCGAUGGCGGCGGCGUGGGGGAUGCUAGGGAUUGGGGCGGCGAUGGUGGCGGUGAUCGUCGCCGUGUGUGGAGGUUGUUAUGCUUGCGAUCGUUGUCUAGGGUUGCGAAGCGGUCGAUGGAGCCGGGUGUUCAAAUGAGUGGGGGGAUGGGGUUUGGAUUGGAUGGAGGAGGCGAGGCUGGUGGCCAGGUGCCUGAUGAAAUGCCAUACUGGAAUAUGGAUAGUCCGGGAAAGCGUCAUAAGAGCGUACUAGAUGGAGGAAUGGAGAUCCAAUACGUGCCUGAUUCAGAGAGUUACAAUGAUGAUGGUGGCUGCAUACUGCUGGGGGAGGAUGGCAAGAGGAAUCCGGUACAGUUAUGCACUGCUCCUAAUGGGAUUGAACCGAAUAUGUUCACAACGAGCAUCAGCAGGAGAGAUGGAGGGAGAAUGUGCGACUCUCUGAAGACAGGUAAAGAGGAAACUAGAGGAGUUAGUAUUCAGGAAAAUGACAUCUCAAUUGAUGAGCAUAUGCAUGGACAGAAUUCAGCAGAGGCAGCAAUUGGUGAGAUUAUUGAGCCAUUAGCAUCACCUAUGCGAAGUGCAUUAGGUGAAAACUAUGCAGAUACGUAUUUCAUAGAAGAGGAGAUAAAGAACAAGGCUAGAUAUGAUGUUAAAGGAAAAGGGAAACUGGUUUUGGGGAACGAUGAUUCUGGUGCUGGUACCAUGACCGGCAGGUUUAGUCCUGAUAGUAAAGGAAAGGCAAAGAUGGAUGCAGAAGAGAAUCCAUUGUAUGUUAGUUCAGGUGAUGUAAUGGACUUGGACCCAGUGAUUGCUGAAGGGAUGCAGAGUUUGUCAACAGAUAAUAUGGAGCCUCGUCGGAAAGAAAGAGCAAGACAGAGAGCUAUUGAAUUGGCUCCUAGGUUUGCAUUCUUCAAAACAGAUGAAGAUGGACAUAGUGAUGAUGAUGACGAUGUUGAAGAAGAGCUGGAACCAGUUGCUAAUCCUCAGCACUGGCCAGGUCCAGUUUCUACUGCAAUUAGGAUCAUUGAUGACAGAGAAUCUAAACUGAAAGCUCGGGAAUUGAAAUCUUCUAACUUGGACAAGCCUGCUAAUAAGGUUAUUUCGUGGACACCUACCAAAGAUAGGAAAUCUCCACUGCGACCUGCUCCAUCGCUUACAAGCUUGUGCUUGCAAACUCUCUCAAAUAAUGCUGAAGCUAUUGAAUCACUUGCAGGCAUUCCAGAUGAGCUAAAACAUAGGCUCUUAACUAGUCUAUGCCAUUCUAGAAAGAUGAAUGCCCAUCUUCUUGGUGAAUUGAUGUGUGAUAAUCCUGUGGAAGUGGAGCUCUGUGAGUGUUCAUGGUUGAGUGAGGAAGUCUUUGAGACCACUUUUGGGAAAUGCAGGACAGAAUUCUUGCAGGUUUUGCAGCUUGACUUAUCUGGGCGAUGCCUGCCUGACUACAUGUUGCCUGCUACCUUAGCAAGGGUUCCUAACUGCAUGCCAUUAUUGAAAAGAUUAUCUCUGAAGGGAAAUUACCGUCUUUCUGAUAAUGGGUUAGACACAAUAAUCUCUGCAGCACCUUCUCUGAGUUCGCUAAAUUUGUGCGAGUGCUCUCUUCUUACUUCAACUGGAAUUGAGAAUCUUGCUAACAAGUUGAAUUCAGUCCUUACGGAACUAUAUAUUGAUGACUGCUUAAAUGUGGAUGCCAUGAUGAUUCUUCCUGCCCUACAGAAGAUUAAGCAUUUAGAGGUUUUAUCGAUGUCUGGCGUGCAAUCUGUCUGUGAUAAGUUUGUCAAGGAGCUCAUUCCUGUACAUUGUUCAAAUCUGAAGGAGUUAGCAUUUGCUGGUUGCUUGAAACUGACAUCAUCUUCCAUUAAGACUAUUGGGGGGAACUGCCCACAGUUAUCUUCAUUAGACCUUCGCAACUUGAAUAGGUUGCGUGAUUCAGCAAUGACACAUCUUCGCAAUGGUUGUCGGCUUAUAAAGAAAUUAAGGCUUCAAAGGAAUACAUUUAGUGAUGAAGCUAUAUCUCAGUUUUUGGAACAGUGUGGAGGAUACCUAAUUGAGUUAUGCCUGAACAAUGUUGAGAAGACUGGAAACCUUACUGCAUGUGCAAUUGCUCGCAACUGUUCCACACACUUGGAGGUUCUGGAUCUUUCCUUUUGCCGUGAACUGACAAACGAAGCGUUGGGGCUGAUUGUUGAUAGCUGCUCAUCAUUGAGAAUUGUCAAACUAUUUGGGUGUACCCAGAUCACAGAUGUUUUCCUGAAGGGCCACUCAAACCCGCUGGUUACAAUUAUCGGGAUAGAGGGUAAAGUACUUGAGCAAGCGGUGGGUCUAGCCAUCUAGAAUUUUAGUAGUCAAGCCCCUGGAGGUGGCUGUAGAAUUUUGGCAGGGAAUAUUUUUGCAAGCUUACCCUGUUGUCUUCUGUAUCAAGUAGAUGCUCCUACAGAGGUUUAGCGUUUGAAUGUCUUAACAUUCGUUCAUGCCAUGGAAAAUUCCAUCUCUACAUUCCCAAACUAUAACCAUCAUUUCGGUCAUAUGUACAUAUACAUAUUUGGGCACCCCU